This is a messenger RNA of Mercurialis annua (annual mercury), 850 nucleotides long. RefSeq names its product PRA1 family protein G2. Gene Ontology annotation, cellular component: endoplasmic reticulum; Golgi apparatus. Lineage: Eukaryota; Viridiplantae; Streptophyta; Magnoliopsida; Malpighiales; Euphorbiaceae. Gene Ontology annotation, biological process: vesicle-mediated transport. The transcript has a single exon. The record is from RefSeq and is a predicted model, not a curated record. Bases 105 to 689 code for a protein of 194 amino acids.
UUUGACUAUAUCUGUAACUGGGUCUCACGAGCUCCCCAUUACAACAACAAACUUUACCAACUUAUCCCAACACUUCUAGUCAGACGUCGGUCAAACUUCCGGUAAUGACGCAACCAACCGCCGCCACCUCAUCAACCUACACAACCAUCCCAAUCUCCUCCACCACCGAUAUCGUUUCCCGAUCAGUUCACAACUUCACAACCUUCAUCUCCACCCACCGCCCAUGGCCCGAACUCAUCACAUCCGGACUCUUCUCCCGACCCGACUCCUUCUCCGCCGCGCUAACUCGCCUCAACCUCAACUUCCGCUACUUCCUGAUCAACUACGCCAUCAUCAUCACAUUAUGCGCCGCCCUUUCGCUCAUUGGCACGCCGAUCGCGCUGAUCCUAUUCGCGGUUAUCUUCGGCCUCUGGUUGAUAAUUUAUUACUUCAGGGAGGAUCCGCUUGUGUUGCUGGGUCAUCAAGUGAGUGAUCAUAUGAUUUUUGCGGGUUUAGCUGGGUUUUCGAUUUUAGGGUUUUGGUUAAGCGGUGCGUUUUGGAGUUUGGUAUUGGGGAUUUGUGUUGGGGUUUUGGCGUGUGGAAUUCACGCCAGUUUGAGAAAUAAUGAUGAAGAGCAAGAUGAUUCUAGGAAUUUGAUUGGUUCUCGUUCUGGUUAUGGGUCUAAAUAUGGAACUAUCUCUGGAAUUUGAUUUGGGGAUUUUUUUGUUUAGUGAAUUGUGAUUGUUUGAUUUUUUGUGUGUUUGGAUUUGUUUUGUUGCUUUCUGAGCUCAUUUGUUUUCUUGUUCUAAUUCUGCAAUUGUAAUUCUAUUUUACUUAAUUUAUCAACAAUUCUUGAUUGAGUUAGCUUGAA